AUGUAAUUAAAUUACGAAAUACUUCAAGAAAUUUAUUCAAGUCAACGAGUAAGAAUAGAGAAAGUAAGAUCAUUAUAAGAUAACCAGACAUAUAUAUAAAAAACUUAUAUAUAAAAUAAAAAUGAAGGUAUGGUUUUAUUAAUGAUUGUGAGGAUUGAAUGCAAUAAAAAUGUUAGCAUAAAUAAAGAAUUAAUUUGUAUUGUAAGUGAUUGAAUAUCUGGAAAAUGAAGAAUAAUAAUUAGUUAUAAUAUAAGAAUAUUGUGAUUAAGGUGAUCUAAAAACAUUUACUUUGUAGCACAUCGGUUAUAAAAUGUAGGAAAGCAUAAUUUGGUCUCUAUUCUUAUAAAUGGCAUAUGCUCUCUUGUAAUUAAAUGAACUUGGAAUCCAUCAUAGAGUUUUGAUUCCUGAGAAUAUAUUGUUAUUAGGCAGAACAGAAGGUUAUUAAAUUCGUAUUACAGAUUUUCAUAAGUCUUCAAGACAAACUCUUUGUUAAUUGCCUUGUCCUGCUAUUUAUUUACCUUAUGAAUACUUUUUUGAUGGGCAUUAUACUUAAAAGUCUCACAUUUGGUAAAUUGGACAUAUACUCUAUUUUAUGGUUUCUUAAAAAUUGUUAUUCCCUACAACAACUCUAGAAAAUUAAGUCAAAGAACAAUUGAGGAGAGGUAGAUUUCAAAUUAAUAUACCUGAUGUAUAUUCUCAAGGAUUAAUCAAACUAAUCAAUGUUUGUUUAACUAUUAGAGAAAAUCAGAGACCUAAUAUUCUCUAAAUUUUAAGAAUGAAAGAAGUUAAGGAUGCUCUAACUAGACCAUAUUAUGAAUUCUCUUUAGAUUAAAGGAGGCAUUUAAUGUAUUGGAUCAAUAGCUCAGAAACAGCUAUUUCCAAUCCAGUUUAGUAUUCAUUUAAUGAAUUUGAUUUACAUUCUCCAAGACAAAUACAAAAAGAUGUAGUUAUUAAAAAAAAUUUCAAAAAUACAAAAUUACCAGAGAUUUUUCAAUAAAAUUAAAAUUAAAAAAAGAUAUCUACAGACAGGUUUCCAGAAUCAGACAAUAUUAAAUCUGAAAUCAAAAGAAAAGAAGACAUUUAUUUACAAUAACAAUUGUUGUCAAAAACAUAUACAAAUAAAUAUUUUUAAGGCAUAAUAAAGCCCAUUAGUUUUCACAAGAAAACAUAACCAAUUUCCAAUAGUGAAUUUCCAAAAUUUUCUAUUCCUUAUUAAAAACAAUUAGAUACUGUUUUUUAAAUUUUAUUGAACAAUAAAAAAUAAAUAUGUGAUUAAUGGAUUGGAGAACCUGAAUAUAUGUUUUUAAGAUCAUAGAUCAAAUUUAAUGUAUUUUUUAAGAUUUAUAAAAUAAGAAAGCGGAUAAACUACUCAGUUAUAUGCAAUCUAAGCAUCCAAGAGUUGACAGCAGUUUUAUAUUACAGUAAAUCAAUGACAUUGCAGAUUUAGAGGAAUAAAGAAUCUUUUUUAAAAACAAAGCCUGA
This is a messenger RNA of Paramecium sonneborni, 1482 nucleotides long. NCBI's taxonomy places the organism in Eukaryota, Ciliophora, Oligohymenophorea, Peniculida, Parameciidae. The record is from the annotation of a GenBank genome assembly.